AGACAAGGAAGACUUUAGUUUUAGACCUUCACCGGUUUGUUAGCGGUGGUAUUGUUGUUCUAAGGUUAAGUUUCACAGUUUAACGAGAUCGUUAAAAAGAUAAAUGCUGAAAGCGGAGAAAAAGGAAGUAAUUGUAUACAGAUUAAGAUUCGAAUUCGGUAAAAAAAAACUAAAAUUAAUAGAUAAAAAUACCUACUAUAACGAGGUUUAGGAAUUGAGUCGAUUUAAGAAAAUAAACGUAGUUUCCGUUACACACAGUAAACAGGAAGAGAUUUUAGUACAUAUUUUACUAUAGUGUCAAAGAGGAAAUGUCAAAAAACGAUCCAGAAAGAGAAUCAGCUACUUUAGCUGUAGAUACCAAACAGCAGGACCUGACAGAGAACAUAAAAAGCGAUAGCAAAGAACCAUCAGAUUCAUAUACAAAUCAAACUUACAAUACAAAUACAGCACAGGAAAAAGAACUAACUCCAGAAUAUGAGAAUAUAUCGCAAAGAUUAAUUAAAGAUGAACAAGUUCCGUCAACUAGUAAAUCAACAGAGCAUAGCCAUACCAACAGACCUCCAACCGUGUCAUUGGCUGCUAAAAAAGAUGACAUACUUUCAGAAGAAUUAAAACAUCAACCAAAAGAAGAUGACAGUCUUCAAGAAAAAGAAACAAAUAAAGAAAAACCUAAAUCAAGGAUUUCUAGGGGUUUGGAUUCGUCAAGAAAAGUAAUUGCAUGGAUCACAGUAGGAAAAAUUGGCCCGGGAUUUCUGGUAGCGCCAGCAUUGUUUUCAUUAACUAUUCACACAAUGAUGUUUGUACUAGGGAUUAAGUAUUCUGGGAAUUGUCAAACAAAGCCUUUGGUACCGGUAGCUUUGGUUUUGAUUGGUGGAGACGGCAUGUUGAAGUCUUUAUCAUACCUCCUACAGAUUGUCAUUGUUAUCCAAACCAAAAUGAGACGACAUAAAGCCUUCUUGUUUUUAUCCGAAUCUAGCAUUAUAGACAGUGGUCUUAAUUAUCUUUACAUUUGUGCUGUAUUUUUGGGUGCUGGCGCAGUAUUUUCCGGAGAAAUGGCCAUAUGUGAAAUUACGAUCUUUGAAAUUUUAUUUUACUACAUAAUCAUAGCACUAAGCAUCCUGGGAUUAUUGAUAGUAUUAGUUGUAUACAAAGCCAUAAAGCCAAACGAGAUUACAGAUUUUAUAGAUGUUUGGGGAAAUAUUGUAUGAACUUGAGUUACCUCGCGUACAUCGUCUAACGCAUAGCAAUUAAUAACACCGCUACUCGGAAGUCAUUGUUACCUUCCAUAUGUAUCUGAUAUCCUGCCGGUUACCUUAAUCACUGUGUAGCAUCACCACCGGAUAUAGGUACCCCUGGAGCAAAGAAACAAUGAUAGCAAAAAGUACCUAUUCUAAUCCCCGUACAGUAAACAGCUAUUCGCCGUACAAUGUAUCCCUUUAUUUACACGAACUUCUCUGUGUAAACAAUAGUUUAUUUCGAAAUACAGUGUUGUUAAAGCUUAAAUAUGAUAUACCAUUGUUCUACGAAAACGUCAAAUGAAAAGUUGAAGAAUAAAUGUGUUUUUAUCAAGUUUGAACUCGUCACAUGAUUCGUUGAACAGGUACCACCCUAUCCGAUUCUUUCGAUUUUAAGAGAGAGAAAGCCAAUUAAGGAUCAUUAUCAGCCCUAAUAGUAGCUACACUUGGACUAUAUCAAAAUUGACAGAAAAAUGUAGAAUAUAAUGAAAAUAAGAAGAAUUUCACCUUACCUGACUUCACAUUUUUUUUUCCACCGCUUCGGGGGUACAUAUAUCCGGUGAUGAUGCUACACAGUGUAAUUGGCACCUUUCUGAACUUUUGGUCUCGAGUGCUCCUGAUGCAGGUUUUUUUUUCUUUUUGAAAAACAAGUGUUGUACUCAUGAAAAUGAUAUCAUACGUUAAAAUAAAUUCACUUUCAUACGAUUAAAAACAUAUAAAUCCGUUAGAAUCGUAAAACAAUUUGUGCCAAUCGAAAUAAGUUGAAAAAUUCUUUCCUCCGAAUACCUGGGUGGGGACUAAUUAACAAAGGAACUCAAAAGAAAAGUUUAACCCCGCCACAUGUUCCUGUACAUGUGCCAAGUUAAGAACCAUGUCAGUGAUUGUCAUUAAUUGUGAUUGGUGCGUUUGGUGUUGAUAGAAAGUGUAAGUUCAAUUUGUAAAAGAUGUAUGCUUACACAAUGUUGGCUGCUGGAUCGUAGAUAUUGUCACGUUAACCGAUUGUGUCUGUUUGCUCACACAAUUUUGUCAAUAUAACGGAACUCUAUACAACUGUCUCACAAGUGGGAGGUUGUGCUAGCUAUAAAACCAAUUUUAACUCACCAUUUUCUUCGAAAAAUGCCCUUAUCAAGUCAGGAACAUAACAUCUAUAAUUGUCUAGUCGUUAUAUAAUUUUGUUUGAUAUAGUAAAGUUUUUAGUUUUAAUCAGUUUUUAUGGAAUUCCACUUUUUGAAUAUACCUUUGAGUUGGGUAUAUAUAUCAUUUAUUGACACUGACGAAGGCUAUUUGUUCAGUCGAAAUAUUUGUCGACACGAUUUUAUAACAUCAUCUUCGUAUAUUAGUACCGUUGCGCAAAUUUUUUAGACUUUUAUCAUUUUUUCGUUAUUUGCACAAUACCGUCUAUUCUAGACAAUCCUGUACAUAUUAAAUUUGCUGGUUGGUCCUUUUUAUAUACUUCUAUAUUUGAUGUUCUAUCAAUACAUCCUUUUUGGAGACGGUGCGUACAUGUAUUGUGUUGACAUAUUGUAUAAAUACCUAUCAAUUAUAGAAGACAGCGUGUUGAACUCUAAAUGUCUUUCGUGGUGAUUUGCAGUCUCAUUGACGUACAGGUAUAUCCACAAUCUCGAUUUUAUUUAUAUGGAAAUGUCAGAAAUAUUGACAUGCUUUUCAUAUUUAAUAUUCAAAUAAAUUCAUACCUAACUA
Molecule: messenger RNA, 2936 nt
Organism: Mytilus californianus (California mussel)
Lineage: Eukaryota; Metazoa; Mollusca; Bivalvia; Mytilida; Mytilidae
Exons: 6
Coding region: 309-1208 (299 amino acids)
Source: RefSeq, a predicted model, not a curated record